Cuscuta europaea is the source of this 2171-nucleotide messenger RNA. Lineage: Eukaryota; Viridiplantae; Streptophyta; Magnoliopsida; Solanales; Convolvulaceae. The record is from the annotation of a GenBank genome assembly.
CGCGUACACGCACCUAACGUGUCCUCUCUCUUAUCCUUCACCUACCUCAUAAAUCCCCUUUCAUUCACCCAAAGCUUCACCAAUCAAUCAGCCAGCCAUAUACAGUCCUUGUUAUAGAAACCCGCUACUAAUAGUCAUAGAACAUCCAGAUAGAUUAUAGUUUAUCGAUCGAUUAUAGAUAGAUAGAGAGAUUUCCUGAAAGGAUUUUUCUUUCAAUUAUACACAGAACACGAUCCACUCACAGAUUCACUUAUCUUUCUUACACACACACGCACAUAUAGAGGGAGGGAGGAGUAUUAUAUAUAUAGAGAGAGAUAUUUUAGGGUUUCAUGGAAAUGGGAUCUGUUUAGUUUUAUAUUUCAGUUUUGUUUCUUUCUUUGAUUUAGGUGGGAGGUAUACCCAAUGGCCAGAAAUAGUGAAGCAUCCCUGAUUGAGUCCAAGAAUGAGUCAAAGAGAGUAGUUCCACUGAACACGUGGGUUCUCAUCUCCAACUUCAAGCUGUCCUACAAUCUACUACGCCGCCCUGAUGGGACUUUCAACCGCCACCUGGCGGAGUUUCUUGAUCGCAAGGUCCCUGCUAAUGCAAAGCCAGUUCAAGGUGUUUUCUCAUUCGACAUGAUCAUUGACCGUGAAACCGGACUGCUGAGUCGUAUAUACCGGCCCGCAUUUGACGACGGAAGUGAGCCCAGUUUAUUCAAUCUUGAAACCCCUGUGUGCUCCGAUAUAGUUCCUGUCAUUAUUUUCUUCCACGGUGGAAGCUUUGCACACUCCUCUUGCAACAGUGCAAUAUAUGACACUCUCUGUCGUCGUCUUGUGGGCACUUGUAAGGCCAUCGUUGUGUCUGUGAACUACCGGCGAGCACCUGAGAAUAGAUACCCUUCUGCAUAUGAUGAUGGAUGGACUGCUCUGAAGUGGGUCAGUUCAAGAAAAUGGAUGGAAAGCAAAAAGGACUCUAAAGUUCAUAUUUAUUUAGCAGGAGAUAGCUCUGGGGGCAAUAUUGCCCAUAAUGUGGCUCUCAGAGCAGCCGAGUCAGAUAUACAAGUGUUAGGAAGCAUAUUGCUUAAUCCUAUGUUUGGAGGAGAAAAGAGAACUGAGUCGGAAAAGCAGUUAGACGGAAAAUAUUUUGUCACCCUUCAGGACAGAGAUUGGUAUUGGAGAGCCUUUCUCCCUGAAGGGGCUGAUAGGGACCAUCCGGCUUGCAACCCAUUUGGUCCCAACCAGGUCCACCUUGAAGGGGUUAUUAAGUUCCCGAGAAGCCUUGUGGUUGUGGCUGGUUUGGACCUGGUUCAGGAUUGGCAGAUGGCUUAUGUUGAUGGGCUUAAGAAGGCUGGGCAAGAGGUCAAACUUAUUUAUCUAGAGAAGGCGACGAUUGGGUUCUACUUGUUGCCAAAUAAUGACCACUUUUACACCGUCAUGGAUGAGAUUAGCGACUUUGUGAGUUCCGACAGUUGAAACUUUCCAGCGGUUGAAAAUUUUGGGUUUUGAAGAUUGUCCCUCUGUAUGUCUCUGGUUCGGAUUCCGAUUCAUAUAGGUAUACUAUUCAUGCAAGUGGCUAAGCUUAUUCUUCUUCAAGAAGGGCCCGGGUUGGCCGGUUGGGUUAUUCUGAUGUCAAGGCUUCUUGCUGUGCCUAACUGGUACAAGUUUCUUUGGGAUGUUGCUUCUUUGUUGUGUUGUAUAUAUAUAUAUAUAUAUAUAUAUAGUGCAAUAAGUCACAGAACUACUUUAAGUGCAGUUUAGCUUACAUUUCCAACUUCUGGCCUUUAAAGGGGAGGAAGAAGUGUGAAUGUGGGGGUGGGGGGCUGAUCUAAGAGAAUCAGCACCUUUGCUAAUAUUAUAUACCUACUGGUCCUAAGUAUACAUGCUAAACUGCAAUUCAUGGAUGGGAAACAUCCAUAAAUUAUUGAAUUUGUAAUCCAUAUAUAUUAUAUAUAAGUAGAAUUGUAAUGUGUUAUGCUUACUUAACCUACCAUUUGUGUAUUUACUUGAUUGCUUGUAGGAUGCAAGUAAAGAGCACAAAUGGUACCAUAAUUAGUGGCAUUAAUGCAAUUUUGUACCCCAAUUAAUACACCCUAAUUGUUCAAUUUGAUUUCUUUGUUGGUUGUACCAUUCGAUUUUCUGGCAAUUAUUAGAUUUGGCUGUUUGAAUUCAACUUACAUUAUCAAAAAAUGUCC